Messenger RNA from Penicillium daleae, 978 nucleotides. Its product is annotated as cyclin-dependent serine/threonine-protein kinase phoA. Gene Ontology annotation, cellular component: nucleus; cytoplasm. Gene Ontology annotation, molecular function: ATP binding; cyclin-dependent protein serine/threonine kinase activity. The transcript is spliced from 3 exons. The record is from RefSeq and is a predicted model, not a curated record. Lineage: Eukaryota; Fungi; Ascomycota; Eurotiomycetes; Eurotiales; Aspergillaceae. Gene Ontology annotation, biological process: protein phosphorylation. The coding region runs from base 1 to 978 and encodes 325 amino acids.
AUGGACAAAUCUCAGCAGCCUAGUUCCUUCCAGCAGCUGGAAAAGCUCGGUGAAGGCACUUAUGCAACUGUCUUCAAGGGACGCAAUCGCCAGACGGGCGAAAUGGUUGCGCUGAAGGAGAUCCACCUGGACUCCGAAGAAGGCACGCCAUCGACUGCGAUCCGUGAAAUCUCCCUGAUGAAGGAGCUCAAGCACGAGAGCAUCGUCUCCCUCUACGACGUGAUCCACACCGAGAACAAGCUCAUGCUGGUCUUCGAGUUCAUGGACCGCGAUCUGAAGCGGUACAUGGAUACCCGCGGAGACCGGGGCCAACUGGACCCAGCCACCAUCAAGUCGUUCAUGCACCAGCUGCUCAAGGGUAUUGCCUUCUGCCACGAGAACCGCGUGCUGCACCGUGACCUCAAGCCUCAGAACCUCCUGAUCAACAAGAAGGGUCAGCUCAAGCUGGGCGAUUUCGGUCUGGCCCGCGCCUUCGGUAUCCCCGUCAACACUUUCUCCAACGAAGUCGUCACCCUCUGGUACCGCGCCCCGGACGUCCUCCUCGGCUCUCGCACCUACAACACCAGCAUUGACAUCUGGUCUGCCGGCUGUAUCAUGGCCGAGAUGUACACGGGUCGCCCGCUGUUCCCAGGUACCGCCAACGAAGACCAACUGGUCAAGAUCUUCCGGCUCAUGGGAACACCCUCGGAGCGCUCCUGGCCCGGAAUCUCCCAGCUCCCAGAUUACAAGCCCACCUUCCACGUGUACGCCACUCAGGAUUUGGGUGUUCUCCUGCCCCAGAUUGACCCCCUUGGUCUGGAUCUCCUGAACCGCAUGCUUCAACUGCGUCCGGAGAUGCGUAUUAGCGCCAGUGAUGCCCUCCAGCACCCAUGGUUCCAUGAUCUCCCCCAGGUCCAGGCCCAAUUGCAGCAGCAACAGCAACAGCAGCAGAUGGCCGGCGGAUAUGGAGGCAUGGUCCCACCUCAAUCAGCGUACUAG